GCAUCAAAUUCGAUCUGGCUGAGCCACGGUUUUAUCCCAGAAACUUGACGAAAAACCCGAACAUUUGGGAGGAGAGAAGAGGAACAUGGCUUCUUUCCUCGCGGCCGCGGCGGAGAAGGUCGGUCCGGCUCUACGACGGCAAGCGCUUACGCUAACAGAUUCGGCAGCUGCUAGAAUACGCCACCUGCUAGAAAAGCGGCAGCGCCAGUUCCUCAGGCUUGGUGUCAAGGCUCGAGGUUGCAACGGCUUGUCCUACACUCUCAAUUACGCCGAUGAGAAGGGCAAGUUUGAUGAAUUGGUUGAGGACAAGGGUGCCAAGAUUCUAAUUGAUCCAAAGGCACUGAUGCAUGUAAUAGGAACUAAAAUGGAUUUUGUAGAUGACAACCUCAGGUCUGAAUUUAUAUUUAUUAAUCCAAACUCGAAAGGACAAUGCGGCUGUGGUGAGUCCUUUAUGACCACAAGCAGUGCUGGAGCUACAAAGGCCAGUGGUAGUUAAGACUUAAGAAUCAUAUGAUCAGUGGUGAAACUGAAAGAAUAAGAUUCCAAUAGUACCAUCUCCACACGUCAAUCUGAAUGCUGACAGUGUCCUGCCAAAACAUCAUUUCUAAGAAUAAUGAAUUUGAGUGAAUUGUCAUGCUUGUUGCUGCAAACACUGGGUUUGGAGCCACGUGUUUAUUUAUUUAUUUAUUUUUUUUUUACUAUCAUCAAGGAAUGUACUUUAUCAUAUUCAUGUUGAGCUUCUGUAAGACGCAAUGAACUGUUCAAUAGUGGAAAUGGGAGGAUGGGAGAUAUCUUUCUUACGAA
Messenger RNA from Nelumbo nucifera (sacred lotus), 804 nucleotides. RefSeq names its product iron-sulfur assembly protein IscA-like 1, mitochondrial. Gene Ontology annotation, cellular component: mitochondrion; cytoplasm. Gene Ontology annotation, molecular function: 2 iron, 2 sulfur cluster binding. The record is from RefSeq and is a predicted model, not a curated record. Gene Ontology annotation, biological process: iron-sulfur cluster assembly. Lineage: Eukaryota; Viridiplantae; Streptophyta; Magnoliopsida; Proteales; Nelumbonaceae.